UCCAGGCAACAGUCAGUCAGUGAGAUGUGUCAAUCACAGCGGAGCGCGGUGGCCCUCUCACGGAUCCGGUGCACAUUUCUCCGGUUAGAGUGAACGACAUGUGAACACAGCGUGUGUGUGAGUGCUGAAGAACAGAACCGGACCCUCCGGUACCGACUGAACCGAACUCAAUCACACGGCGGAUCCGCGCGCGAACGCGAGUUAUCUGAGGGAAUUUUACGGCGCACAGUGAGGAGAUUUCGUUUGACUUUUUUAUGUUUUUUUUUUUUUUGUUUUUGCUUUUUAUGUCAAGUUAUUUAAAUGUUCAGUACGUUUUCAUUCAUGAGUUCGGUUUUAAAUUACAGUUGUUUUCCGACCAACAAACUGUGGAGAAAAUUGUAUUCACUUUGAACUCAAAAAACACGAGCACUUUCCCUCAGAAAAAUGCUGAAAUUUCACAAUUCCGAUCUGUGGAUUGCUUGGCUGGUCUUCUGUGUGGAUGUGUGUGUGCUAGCGCUGGAAGUGACGGUGAGCCAGAGCAGCGUCCAGGUGGCGAGAGGUCAGGCGGCCAUCUUGCCCUGUACGUUCACCACGAGCGCCGCACUCAAUAAUCUUUACAUCAUCUGGAUGGUCACGCCGCUCGCCAAUGCCAACCAACCAGAGCAGGUGAUCAUCUAUCAGGGUGGGCAGGUGUUCAGUUUAGCCAAUCACAUGAAUGGGCGAGUGGGUUUCGUGUCCACUAUGCCCAGCACAAGUGCCUCAAUCUUCAUCAAUAACACACAGCUGUCCGACACAGGGACGUACCAGUGCCUGGUCAAUAACCUCCCCGACCGCGGAGGGCGCAAUAUAGGAGUCAUCGGCCUCACUGUGCUUGUUCCUCCGUCCAUACCGUCCUGUCGUAUUCAGGGUGCUCUGGACGUGGGCAGUGAUGUGAUGCUGCUGUGUGGGUCAGAUGAGGGAAUCCCCACGCCCACCUACUCAUGGGAAAAACUGGAGUCAGUGCCCAAACUGCCCCACAAUGCCAUGCAAGAUCAGAUGCAGGGUACGGUGACACUGAGAAACAUCAGCACCAGCACAUCUGGUCUGUAUCAGUGCACCGCGUCAAACGCCAUCGGAAAGAGCACCUGCGUACUAAACCUGCAGGUCGUAGCACCUCAGCCUCAGAGUGUUGGUCUGAUCGCCGGCACGAUCGUCACUGGUAUUCUAGCGCUGGUUAUCUGCUCUCUGCUGGGGGUGGUGUCGCUCUUCUACUGGAGGAACAAAAACAAAUAUGAUGAAGAUGAAAUUCCCAACGAGAUCAGGGAGGAUGAUCUUCCUCCAAAGAGAUCUUCAUCAGUAAAGGCUUUUCACGCCGACGCCUCCUCCUCAGAGAACGACACGCUGACGUCCACCAACACCUACAACAGUCGUUACUGGCAAAACCCCAAACCCAACUACGACACCAACUCCUACACACGAUACAACGGCGACACGCGACAGACCUUCACGGGUGGACCCAACAGCGCGGGAAACGCCCCUUCACGCCCUGCCUACACCAAUGGCAGCCACACACUGCCUCCACCCAAAACUCUGGUGGUCACCACCAACUCCGCCCCCUCCCCGCCCAUCAUGACACGCAAUAAUGGCUCGUUGAGUCUGCGCCCAACCGUCGCCACGACGCCGGCAGCAACACACGGGCAACAACACACGCACUCGUAUGCUGUGAGCCAAGCCACGCUAGAGCGCAUGGGCGCCGUGCCCGUCAUGGUGCCCGCCCAGGGCAGAGCGGGCUCACUCGUCUGAUAGAAACAAACAUGCAUGGACGAAAUAAAACUGUUUUAUAUUUGAGUUCAGCUGAUGCCAACUAAAACUGGUCCACAACACCAUUAACAUCCCUUUGCGCCCUUGUUUUUUAUAUUGCCUGUUUGCUGCUUAGUUUCUUUGUUUUGUUUUUUUUAAGGCUUGACGAUUAACUGGGUUUGCUGCAGGCAGAAAAGGGCCCUCAAGAGACAAACUAAUUAAAAAUGUAAAAAAGUUCUCAACAUUGGAAAAAAAAUUUAAAAGUACAAAUAUCUAGACAUCCUUAAAACAAGAUACAUUUACAUUUAUAAGAUAACGAGACUUAUUUACACAGAAUAUACAGUGGUGUGAAAAAGUGUUUGCCCCCUUCCUGAUUUCUUAUUUUUUUGCAUGU
This is a messenger RNA of Myxocyprinus asiaticus (Chinese sucker), 2152 nucleotides long. RefSeq names its product immunoglobulin superfamily member 11 (gene igsf11). Gene Ontology annotation, molecular function: ionotropic glutamate receptor binding. Gene Ontology annotation, biological process: homophilic cell-cell adhesion. Bases 424 to 1761 code for a protein of 445 amino acids. Gene Ontology annotation, cellular component: cell-cell junction. The record is from RefSeq and is a predicted model, not a curated record. The transcript is spliced from 7 exons. NCBI's taxonomy places the organism in Eukaryota, Metazoa, Chordata, Actinopteri, Cypriniformes, Catostomidae.